AUCACAUGACGAUGCUCUGGGGCAAUAUAAUUAGAACAGCUAAAUGGAGGCUUGUUUUCUGCCUCCUCCACAUCUCGCCCGCUUCCUCUUUCAGUAAUAUAGCUUCCCGGUAAGUAAACUUCUGCUACUUCUAAAUCAGCACAGGAAAGUUGUUUUUCGUGGAGGUUCUUUGCCAGCGCAGAGGAUUUUCUUUCUGAUACAACAGCUCUUCUUCAAAACUAUUUCCCUGUAGUCCACCACAUUGCACAACGACAACGUUUAUCUUCGCUUAGUGUUAGUUGUAUUGUGUUUAGUUUUUUCAGUUCUGUUGUACUCGUCAAGGAAGAAGAGCAGUAUCGUAAAACAAAGUAAAAAGGCUGCAUAAAGAUGUUCAACAAAAUGCACUGUUUCCACCUGUUCCACCUCUCCUGCCUGGGGCAGGGCGUGGGGGCUGUGAGCUUGAGCAGUGCAGGUUCUUCGGCAUCCGCCUCCGCAUCCGAGGAACCCCAGAAGCCACUGCAUCUAUUGGACGCCGUGCGCCUUACGUAUUUCCACAGGUACCAGGAAACGCCAUCCCAGGAGGAGCUUGCAGCGGCGUAUGCGAAUCUGAGCGGAAUGGCGGUGCCUCCUCAGGCGAUUGGACUGUGGCACUGUGGGUUUCUCAACGGUUUUUUUAUACAAACCGAAAUCGCGAGCAACUGGGCAAAGGGAAUAGACGACCAAAAGGAACUGCCCCUGCCAAAAGCGCAGAAGGCAAUCCGGAGUCUCCUUCAAGCGUACGAAAUGCUCUCCCUGGCGCACGAGGUAGACGCUUCGCCGCCGACUGGUCCUCGUCGUGAUCGCACGUUGCCCUCCUACAUACGACAUGUCAAGUGCUUUCCCCGGAUCAACAAGAAACAAAAUGUUGUAGACGGACAGCUCCCGCGAGCAGGACGAGGUGAACAUGAAUCACCUCGUUGCCGGCUGCCGGAUGUUGGCCCCGAAGAUAGUACUAUUACCGCCUCGUCUUCUUCUAGUCGUGCUCCUCCCGGUCCUGCAAGUAGAGGCACAGUAGCAGCACCACAAAAACUGGGAGAGCUCUUUAGCUCAGACGCCAGAGCAUUGGCCUUCUUGGUAAAAAUUGACCCCGAAGAUACGGAUAGUCCGAGUGUGGAAGUGAAACGUUUGCUAGCGCGCGUGGAGAAAUUGCAGGCCGCGUUUGAAGAAUGGGAGGAAAAAGUUCUGAAUGAUGCCAGCCUGAGUUCCUCGGCGGAAAAAGACCAGCAGAACUUCUUCACUCGGAAAGGGGAGGACGAGUGGGAGAGCACCUUCUUUUGGUUCGAGUUCUGGCAGCUCCGGAAGAUUGCUGCUUGGGUAUGAAAGUGCACAUUCCGAACGCCCCCUCCACCUCAAGGAAGAUGAAGAUCCCCUCGUUUUUAUUGCUGUAUGGCAUCAACAAGCUCGAAAAUAUCAUCAUGAACAUCAGCAGUAGAAGAAGAACUACUUCUUGUUACCCCAAACGCCGAGAGGCGGCUUUUGCAUUAACGUGACGCAUUUUUGUUUUUCUCACACGACGAGUGUUGUCGUGCAGUUGGGCAGCACCCACCUGGCAGAAUCUGUAGUUUCGCGGCAAUCUUCGGUGCCACGAACAACUAUUGAAGGGUGUACAACCACUUAGCACGACUUCGCAUGACAGAUCGAUGAGGGGAGGUGACAGGGGCUUGGCGACGAGCUGUGCACGGUCAUAUUUGGAGAUGAAGCGCCUGAAAGAUGACCCACACAACUCUGAAGCGCUUCAUGACUUUUGGACCCUGUACGGGGGCGGCGCCUAUUCGACCCUUCCCACCUCAACGGCAAACGAGGGCAAGUGAACAAAUUCCACACGACGGAAAAGAUGCGCUGGGAGGUGGUGGUUGCAGAGGAAGUAAAUGGAAAGGGGUCGUGUAUCAUGUCUCUCGUGAUAUUGAUCAAGCCGGAGCAACAUCUGCACGUGCUCACGAGAGCAGAGCUUUUAGGCUACCUAGGUAUCUUCACCGAUGUGCUGGAAGCUUCGGAGUUCUAUCAUGGUCAAGCAGCAGCAGCCGUCUAACCUUCGGAAUGAUGCCCCAUAUCAUGAUGAAAAUGCCUCUACAUCUACACUAAGACAUGCGGAUCGUGUGUCUCGCACAUGCCUGAGUAGAGUGAGGCUGCGCCGCAGCUUCGCUGUACUUGUUGUCUCUACAGCACUAGUUCCUUCUUCGCGAUCGUGAAAAAGUUGUAUCUAUAUUGCAAAAUAUUGUACCGCUACCGGCACAGUGACAGUCAACAUCUGCACCAUCUCCACCACAAUCGCUUUCCAGAAAAGAAGUCGUAAUUAUGUAGGUGAUGAUCGAAAAAUUACAGGAAACAUAUUUGUUGAAACAGAGCUUACUCGUCUCAAAUGAUUUUUCUUUCGGAAAUCAUAAAUGGUUCGUUUUCUGUUUAGUUUUGGAAGUUUUGUUUUGUGCACGCUCUGAGCAUUUUUUUAUCAAAUCUUUACCUUUUGGAGCUGUAAACUAAAUUGUACUACUCGAAUGAAGCACGGUGAAGAGGACCACACAAGAAACAUCAAGAAACUGCAACUUCUAUUUAAGUAAAAGUAAUGGCCACGACAGCGGUCGUGGUUAUUUAUAUUUUCUCUAUUUGCUACUAUUUAUGAUCUCGAAGUUUUUCAUUUUUUGACGCCGUGCGGCAAAUGUGGAAAUCUACCGGUGCGUGAUCAACAUGCGCUGUUUUGGACGACAUUGCGUUACAUUCUACAAGCUAUCCUAGCUUAUCCUAGUGUAUGAUGAAGCCUGCUUGUCCUAGCCUGCUUGUCCUAGCUAUCCUGAGCCUGCUUGUCCUAGUGUAUGAUGAAGUAUAAGUAGCGAUGUGCUACAUUCCAGAGAGCAAAAGAAGAUUGCAGCUGCACCGAUAAAUUAUAGCGAACCGCGGCGGAGGAAACGCAGGCGAGCAGCUUCUUGUUGUAUUUGUGGUAAUUAGUUUAUGCUGGAGACAAAAGUCAUUCAGUGUCAACAUUUUGGAACGCAUUCCACAUCUACUCAUUAGUGUUGCUUCACUUCACGAGCACGACCUGCUUCUCGCCUUUGAGCCACCGCAACAUCACAUGCGCAGCAGUCGCAGAAGCAGCGUGGUCCUCGAGCACAAAUUUACUUUUAGCCGGAUCUAGUACUUGGACGUCGACGUCCGUUCGUGUUGGUGCUAUUUCUACGCAAAAAAAAAAGCAGGAAACAAGCUUUCCGCAGAAGGUCCGUCCGGACUGUCUUUGCCAGAGGAGGCAAGAUGUCGAAAACAAACGCGACGAUGAUGUCGCGAAAGUAGAGCAAGAGGCUCUACUUGAAACGGAAAACGCGCGCGAGGAAAGAACAUUGCUAUGAAAUAUUAAAUUGCUCCUGUAU
Amoebophrya sp. A120 is the source of this 3374-nucleotide messenger RNA. Lineage: Eukaryota; Dinophyceae; Syndiniales; Amoebophryaceae. The record is from the annotation of a GenBank genome assembly.